This is a messenger RNA of Prorocentrum cordatum, 861 nucleotides long. Lineage: Eukaryota; Dinophyceae; Prorocentrales; Prorocentraceae. The record is from the annotation of a GenBank genome assembly.
CGAGACCGGGGCCGCCCGGGGGUUCGAUGACGCGCGCGUGGGGGCCCGGGCAGCGGGUGCGAUGCAGAAGCCCCCCGCGCCAGAUCGGCCCGUGGUCAGCGUGGACGAGGGCCCUGGCAGGCUGAGGAUCGAUUGGCGCAUCCCGGAGGCGGACCCAGAGGUGACUGCGUGCACUCUGAAGCUUCGGAUACUGGGCAGCCAGCGGUAUCAGAACUUUGACUACGCCACGGGGCGUCUCGUGCCCAAGGGGGGGUCCACCGUCCCAGCUCCCACCUGCGAUGUCACCGUAGACGGCUGCGAGGAGGGCCUCGCCUACGAGGCGAUUGUCGCCGCGAUGAAUAGCGACGGGUGGGGCGCAGCCUCGGACGUAAGCUUGCCGGUCACCAUUGGCGUUCCGAAGAUCAGGGAGAAGCCGCCAGCGCCAGGGCCGCCAAAGCUGGUAGCGCUGGACAAGGGUAGGUUCAAGGUGUCGUGGAGCAUACCGCAGGCGUGUCCGCCGGUUGAGGCUUCGCAGGUGCAGCUCGCCGACCUGGGGACGGGCAAGAAGUGGCUCGUCGAGGCCGCCACGGGCCGGCUGGUGGCGUCGGGCAAGACAACCUUCACCGCGACCCGCCUGGAAGCCACCGUCAGCAAUGCCGAAGACGGUGUUGAGUACGUCGCGGCGGUCUGCUGUCGAAACGCGGAGGGCUUUGGGGAGUACUCCAUUGACAGCGACUCGGCCAUGAACGCCGCGAACAGGAGCGGCAGCGGCAUGGAGCUCGUGCUGGCCGUCGGCGCGCCCACCUCGGAGGUGCCGGCCCUGAAGCCGCUCGGCGAGGGGAGGAUGCAGGUCAAGUGGGUCCUGCCGGAGGAAGCCAAGGC